AUGCUGGAAUACAGUGUGGUUCUUCCUAUGACCGACACAGACUAUGCUGUUGUUGAACGGAGUUUGUGCGGAUUUGAAUGGCAAAUUGAAGUCAAAGACGAUAAGGAACAUGCGAAUAUCAUCUUAUCAUGCAAUCGUGGCGUAGAAGGCAGUUCAUGGCAGUGCACAGCUGUUGUCACUGUUCAUAUCCCAGGAAUCAGCAAGGUUGUAAGCACUUUCCACAGUAAACAGCGAUCGACCGCUAUUGCAGUUCCUCGUACUGAAUUGGGGAACCCUAUCAAAAUCACUAUUGGACUGCAAGAUGUCUCAGGCUGCAGAGAUGUCGCGAUGUUUGAGCAUGAUUUCACAAAGCCUUCUGAACUGACAAACGCUUGCAUCACCUUCGAGAACAGCGAUACUCGUGUAUACGUCAUUCGAGAAUAUCUUUUGUUCAAUUCACGAAGAUUUGCAACAUUGUUGGAGCGAAUGGUGCCGCCGCGCGAAUACACUCCCGUUUCUACCUCAUACAGAUCUCCAUGUAGCGAAUUUGAUGUUUUGAGCUCACAAACUACUCUGAAUGAUCCAGCUUUGUGUACUGAAGAUGUUGAGAAUGCAAAUAGUACUUCCCCGCAAGAGAUCGAUGUGACAACGUUGCCUUCAACCGUGUAUCAGGAAGAUGGGAUAUAUCUAUUAAGAGGUGUCAAUGCUGAAGACUUUAUUACUUUUUUGAAAGCCAUUCAUCCACCAUUUGCAGAAGUCACUGAUGAAAAUGUGGAAAACCUGCUUUCGACAGCUUUCCGCUUGGGUGUGGAGCAUAUCGUUUGGAAAUGUGAAACUUUUCUAAGGGCUGAGGGAGCUCGACGAUCGUUUGAUGUCUUCAGCAGACUUGUAUUUGCCAUCACUUACAAAAUGUCUGCUCUUGAGAACGAUUGCCUGGUAGCACUGCAUAGCGUGAACGACGUUCGCAUAAUGCUGAUGGAUUCUCGUAUGGAGAGCGCUCCUCAGGAGCUUAGGAUACUUCUUUUAGAGAUAUUGUUUCAACGUCUCUCUUCUGAAACAUGUCCAGCUAGUCUCAAAGCUGAUACGGUGUCUGCGGCCUCGCAGACCUUCUCUUCAUCUGCAGCAUCGAAUGGAUCGGAAGUCGCCUCUGCAGAGGAAGUGGGCAAUUGA
Cylicocyclus nassatus is the source of this 1149-nucleotide messenger RNA. NCBI's taxonomy places the organism in Eukaryota, Metazoa, Nematoda, Chromadorea, Rhabditida, Strongylidae. The record is from the annotation of a GenBank genome assembly.